This is a messenger RNA of Echinostoma caproni, 1305 nucleotides long. NCBI's taxonomy places the organism in Eukaryota, Metazoa, Platyhelminthes, Trematoda, Plagiorchiida, Echinostomatidae. The record is from the annotation of a GenBank genome assembly.
AUGAUCAUGCUCCCAUUGCACAUUUAUCUGCAACGUCUGAUUGCCACAUAUUCCAUUUGGGGCAUUUUGAUUGUGCUCAUGCUCUGGUUACCGCUCGAAGUGAUUCGCCGAACAGUUCCCGGCUUCUUGCCGUACCAGAUCAACGUGGCACAUGAGAGUCCUUUGGAUUACUCUGUGGAAAUUAUUCUCAUUCAAGUGGUGUUACCGUUCCUAUUGGACGCUCAUGCCAAGGCGAAUGCACGUCAAUGGCUCCGCGGUUGGUGCAUCCUGGUCAGCUGGCUAUUAAAUAUUCGCAGUUUUCUGUUGGGUGACGUGCCGUUAGAACCAGGAGACUCGGUGGUUAAUGAGAAUGGUCAGGAGGUGGCAUACACCCCACCCGGAACACGUAGUCCCACAGAAGACGGAGAACCGACCACAUCCGAGUCCGGCCAACCCCGGGCCCGUGAACCUCAAUCUACAUCUGGUCCCUCGCAAGGAACGGCAGCCAUCCCUCUAUCGCAACCGCAAGUCCGAUCUGGAUCUGAGCAUCAACCUCAAGCGAAUGAACCACCACCACCACCACACAUGGACGAGGAUGCGGAUGAAGAAGAUUUCACACGAUUCGUACCGUACAAACGAACAAGCUUUUUCACCAUACGGUUGUGUGGGUUCUUGGUGUGUGUUCUGAUUAGCUUGAUGCUGCUUAGCACCAGUCUUCUCGUGAUCCCAGUUGGUCUGGGACGUUUCGCAUUCAGCCUGAUCAGUUCGAAGAACACACAGAAACACGAUGCUGUGGCUUUGGUAGCCGGAUUCACACUUUUGGGUGUUAUGUUGCGUGUGGCCUCAUAUGUGCCCGACGUUUUGCGUUCUCUUCGUCAAUCGCUGUCCGCGUUUGUGCUCUGGUCUAGUCGCCUGUUUUGCUGGUCCAGACGUUUACAUGUCCUUCGUAUUUGGACUCGCUCCGGAACCACGUGCGAGAUCGCCAUCCCUCGUCCGGCAUUACCCGCUCCCAUACGAACUACUGCCGGGUCUUCAUCAGGCCCCAAUACUGCAACUUUCGGUUCCAGCACAUAUGAUCUAGUUCGCGCAUGCAACGAACGUUUGUGCAUUGUCUGUCGUCUGGUUUUGCAAGCUUCGCAAUUGUUUUGUCUGGCCUUGUUGUUGCUCGUGUUACUACCGGUGGCCCUUGGUCUUCUCAUCAAUCUUGUGUUCAUCACACCGUUCCAAGUAGCGCCACGGAAAACACUCAUUUUUGGAUUCUGGGAGGUGAGCAUUGCCAAUUUUGUGAUUAACCGUUGUUUUAUACGUAUUUACUGUCGCUGUUGA